AUAAUACCCGCGCUCUCGGUCCAGCGCGGGCAGAAGGUGCCAGACACGGACUGAGAAAGAGGCGCAGGGAGCCCAGGUGGAGCAGGCACAUCCCUCGCCCCGGUUCUCUUCUGCAGGGAGGAAAGCGCGCCAGUGCAGCCCAUCCGCCACAGAAGCGAAGAAGAGCCAAAAUGCCACAAGCAAGAUUGCGCAUGAGACCUUGGCUGGAGAAACAAAUCAAUUCGAAUAGAUUUGAUGGACUUGUGUGGCUUAAUAAGGAGCAGAAGUUGUUCCAGAUCCCAUGGAAACAUGCAGCUAAGCAUGGUUGGGACUUGGAGAAAGAUGCUUCCCUUUUCAAAAGUUGGGCCAUCCAUACUGGGAGAUACAAAGAAGGUGAUGUUCAGCCAGACCCUAAAACAUGGAAAGCAAAUUUCCGCUGUGCCAUGAAUUCAUUGCCUGAUAUUGAAGAGGUGAAGGACAAAAGUAUUAGCAAAGGUUCCAGUGCUGUUCGUGUUUACAGGAUGCUGGAAACCUCAGCUAAAACACAGAAAAAAGAAAAGAAGUCAAAGUCCCUAAGAGCCAAAAGUGUAAAAAGGUCAGUGGAAGAAGAUAUCAAGGAGGAAGAGACAGUUGAAGCAACAAACAGCAUCCAGCUACCAGAUGAUCACAGUGGUUAUGUUCUUUCCAGUUACUCAUCACCAGAAAUGGAAGUGGGGAGCACAUUAGAUCUUGCUACAUGUGACUUAACCAAUACUGACUGGAGGACUCACUCAAUGGAGAUGCAGUUACCUGACAGCACAAAUGACAUCUACCCACUUCAAGUGUCACCUAUUCCAUCCUCCUCUGAUGUAACUGAUGAAGAUGACGACCACUUUCCUCAAGAGUUUUACCCGCAACUCUUUAACAACUCCAAUUGGCACCAGACAUGUGUUGGAGAGAAAGGAUUCCUACUUAAUGAAACUGGCAUGCAAAACCUAUCCUUUGAUUUUACUUUUCAAGACCCAGAUGCUGCCAUCGAUGCAACAAACACAGAAUUACUUCAGAUUGAGUUUUCCAUGUUGGAUUCACUACGACUUACCGCCGUACCUUGUUAGGACGUGAACUUCAUUUCACCUAUCAUUGCAUUAUUUCCAAUGCUACCUGUGGAACAGGAAAGAAGUGUUGAAAACUGAACUGUCAACAAAUGUGGUUGUGAGGAAAGCUAUCCUUAUGGUCACACUGUGUGCAUUUCUGUCAUUUGACAUCCAAUAUACGUGAGACUGUCUUAAAUGUCGACUCUCAACAGUCAGAAUACAUGAAAAGUUGCCUCAUACCUGUAACAAGUCAGUACAUAUUUUAGUCACAUCUAUGGCUUAUGCUUGCCAUUACUAUGUAAAAUAGCAGAAGACUUUUUAAAAGUUUAACAUAUUUUAUGUCAUAGCAAGAUUUUGUGUUCAACAAAAUAAUUUAACAGGGAGCUUUGCUGUCCAGGUGUAUAAAUAUGUCUAUGUUGAAUUGUGAAAAAUCAGAUCCAGUUUGCUCCCUAUAUUAGAUAUCCAGAUAUUCCCGAUUAUCUGAAUUCCUGGCUUCAUUAUGACAUUUUUCAGAUCACCUGUCCUUUCAGGUGAACAAUAUAUCUGACAUUCCUUCAGUACUAAAUGGUAGAAUCCCAUGGUUAAUUUACAUUUACAAGAGAGAUCUGAGUGGAUUUUUGAGAGUCUUUAGAAUAGGCAUUAAAGUGCACUUUGUGGGGUUUCAAGAUACAGGAAAGUAUUUUGAUAAAGCAUCAGAAUGCUCAGUUGAACCUUGAGUUGCUUUUCCCCUUGUACAUAUGUCAAGUGUAUAUAAAGUUUACAAUUGUUGUAAUAAAGUAUUUUAUAUGUUUUAAA
Messenger RNA from Anolis carolinensis (green anole), 1847 nucleotides. RefSeq names its product interferon regulatory factor 1 (gene irf1). Gene Ontology annotation, biological process: immune system process; regulation of transcription by RNA polymerase II. NCBI's taxonomy places the organism in Eukaryota, Metazoa, Chordata, Lepidosauria, Squamata, Anolidae. Gene Ontology annotation, cellular component: nucleus. The record is from RefSeq and is a predicted model, not a curated record. Gene Ontology annotation, molecular function: RNA polymerase II cis-regulatory region sequence-specific DNA binding; DNA-binding transcription factor activity, RNA polymerase II-specific. The coding region runs from base 171 to 1073 and encodes 300 amino acids. The transcript has 10 exons.